Lottia gigantea (owl limpet) is the source of this 1220-nucleotide messenger RNA. RefSeq lists its product as hypothetical. The record is from RefSeq and is a predicted model, not a curated record. The transcript has 5 exons. Bases 356 to 853 code for a protein of 165 amino acids. Gene Ontology annotation, molecular function: peptidyl-tRNA hydrolase activity. Gene Ontology annotation, cellular component: mitochondrion; cytosol. Lineage: Eukaryota; Metazoa; Mollusca; Gastropoda; Lottiidae.
AAAAGAGCGGCCAGCCUAGGACUUCAGGAAAACAGACAGAAUUUGAAAUUCUCGUUUGUUAACACCUUUACUAGAAUUAUUAAGGCCUCAUAGCUUGCAAUCUAAUUUUUGUGUUUGGUUAAUUACAUUGAUCUUCAUUUUGUUUUUGCAAAUAAAUUUUGGUUCCAGACCACAAACGUUUCCAUUAAUUCAUAGUAAGUUUUUCAAUAAGUUAAAAAAACCCAUCGAAUUUGUAUUGGCUGUUGAUGACAAUCAUGGUAUGAAACACUUCCAAAAGCUUUCAAAAGAAAUACUGAACAAAGUGGGUCAGUUGUUAGUGGUUCAAGAAGUUAUUGGCAGCAGAAGAUCAUUCACCAUGCAAAUCUUAGAAAUAGCAACUGCUGGUGUCAUAGCUGGUGGAAUUGGUUUGGUUGUUGGAUGGUUCUUGAAAACUAAGUAUGGAACCAAGUUAGUAGUUGCAAAUAAUGGAGAUCUAAGCGAACCAGUCAUAGCCACGGAUGGUGAAUUUAAAAUGGUUCUUGUUGUUAGAAAUGAUUUAAAAAUGGGGAAAGGAAAGGCAGCAGCACAGUGUGCCCAUGCUGCUGUGGGAUGUUGUGAAAAUGCUCUUCAGACACAUCAAGAGGCUUUAUCAUAUUGGAGACAUCAUGGUCAGCCUAAAGUUGUAGUUAAAGUGGAAGAUGGACCAACAUUAAUGGCUCUAUAUAAAAAAGCAAUGAAUUCAGGAUUACCAUGUUGUGUUAUAUCUGAUGCUGGUAGAACACAGAUACCAAGUGGCUCUAAAACUGUAUUAGGUGUUGGUCCAGGUCCAGCUUGUCUUGUUGAUGAAAUAACCGGACAUCUCAAGUUAUAUUGAGGAUGAUUAAAGAAUAAUGAAAGCUUUUAAGGGAUGUUUUAUAAAUUGUUGUACAUAUACCAUCAACUUGUUUUUUUUUUGUAAAAAUAUAUUACGUGAAUUAUGUAAAAAAUGAUUAUUUUAUUCAUAAUAACAACAAUACAAAAACAUAACAGCUUAUUGGCAAGUAGAUACAUGUCAUCCUGAGGAAUUUAAUGACCAAAGUUGAUUACUGAGGGUGACAUGAAACAUUUAAAUGCUUGAUAUCACUUUUAGUCCAAGAUCAUUAGGCAUUAUCUGGAAAUUUUUCUAAAGAAGCUGAUUUUUCAGGCAUCUCCAGAACUAUCAUAAUAUGUAGAAUCACUGAUUAAAUCUAAUGUAAUACCCG